AUCACCGGCCUCCAGUCUCACCGUCCACCCACCCACCCGGCGUCCACCCCCCGCAACCAACCAUCCCAUCCCACCACCCGGCGCCUCGGGACAGGACAGGAGUCAGGACAGGACAUCGAUCAGCUUUCGCCAUGACCUCAUUCAUUAACACCAUCCACCAAAAGUCGCGUCCAUUCAAGCCAAAGUCGUCGUCGCGUGGCACGAGCAGCUACCAGCUGCGCCAGUAUGCCGAGCAGACGCUGGGUUCCGGGAGCUUACGGAAGGUUGUGAAGCUGCCCGAGGGCGAGGAUAUGGAUGAGUGGUUGGCGGUCAAUGGUAUGUCGUGUUGUGUUGAAUGGGGUGGUGGUGAAGGUGAAGGUGAAGGCACCGGUACUGACCGGUGGAUGUGUGCGGGGUGUAUAGUCGUCGAUUUCUACAACCAGAUCAAUCUGUUGUAUGGCUCGAUAACAGAGUUCUGUUCGCCCACGACCUGUCCGGAGAUGAAGGCCACCGACGAGUUCGAGUACCUCUGGCAAGACAGCGGCAAGUACAAGCGGCCGACGAAGAUGCCUGCGCCGGAGUACAUCGAGCACCUGAUGGCGUGGGUGCAGUCCAACAUCGACAACGAGGCGAUCUUCCCGUGCCGGAUCGGCGUGCACUUCCCCAAGAACUUCCAGAGCACCGUUCGCCAACUGAUCAAGCGGCUGUUCCGCGUGUACGCGCAUAUCUACUGCCACCAUUACCCCGUCAUCGUCGCCCUCGGUCUGGACCCCCACAUGAAUACGAGCUUCAAACACUACGUGCUCUUCAUCAAGGAGUUUAAUCUCGAGUCUGGACGCGACUUUUAUGGGCCGUUGUCGGAUAUGGUCGAUACCAUCUUGAGGGCGGAUAACUAAACCGGUUGUACUGCUUUACUUGUCUGUUUGAUUCACGACCGGCUGAACUGUUGCUCUUUACGUAUUCUUUUUUUUCUUCUUCUUCCUUAUUCUUUCGUCUAAUGUUCUGUUCUUUAUGAC
Messenger RNA from Tricharina praecox, 995 nucleotides. RefSeq names its product Mob1/phocein. The record is from RefSeq and is a predicted model, not a curated record. Bases 132 to 875 code for a protein of 247 amino acids. Gene Ontology annotation, biological process: positive regulation of protein phosphorylation; signal transduction; cell division. Gene Ontology annotation, cellular component: nucleus; cytoplasm. Gene Ontology annotation, molecular function: protein kinase activator activity. Lineage: Eukaryota; Fungi; Ascomycota; Pezizomycetes; Pezizales; Pyronemataceae. The transcript is spliced from 4 exons.